CGAGACACUGUUGCAAAAUAAACCUGAGACGUGUCGAGCUGCAUGUGAUGAUUCUCUGAAUUCGAUCGAAAACGGUGGCAGAACUAUUCUUCAGUCUGAGGAUAAGCUACAGUUCAAUAACUAUUGGAUAUGGUUUGUCGUUAUCUACUAGACCGCGUGGCAUAAAUUAUUAAUCCAACUAGUGGUAGGCAAUACAUUGUACAGUAUUGUAGCCUAUACAGUAGUCUUUGUUUUGCAUAAGAGGCUAGAUCAGAAAAUCAUCACUCUUACCCAGAAUAUUUCUUACAUAUUAGUAACAUUAUCAUUACUUACACAUUCGUAACACUAUCAUUGAAAAAUAAGAAAUGGAUGAAUCAAACGGUUCUUCAAAAAGGACUAUUCUGUGUUUAUUUGACGUGGACGGCACUCUUACCCCACCGAGAGAGAAAAUUGACCCUACGCUGGAUGAGUUUUUCCAGUCCCUGCGCAGGAAAGUGAAGAUCGGCAUAGUGGGUGGAUCAGACUACUCAAAGAUCGCAGAGCAGCUGGGUGAGGGAGAUGAAGUGAUACAGAAGUUUGACUAUGUGUUUGCUGAGAAUGGCACGGUGCAGUACAAAGAUGGGAAGCUCCUUUCCAAACAGGCCAUCCAGAACCAGAUAGGAGAGGAACUACUGCAGGACCUCAUUAACUUCUGUCUCAGCUACAUGGGGCUGAUCAAGCUGCCCAAGAAAAGGGGCACCUUUAUCGAAUUCCGCAACGGAAUGCUGAACAUCUCCCCCAUUGGCCGGAGCUGCACACUUGAGGAGCGAAUCGAAUUCUCUGAAAUUGACAAGAGAGAGAAAAUCCGGGAGAAGUUUGUUGCGGCCCUGCAGGAGGAGUUUGCUGGGAAGGGUCUACGAUUUACUAGAGGCGGUCUCAUCAGUUUUGACGUGUUCCCUGAAGGCUGGGACAAGAGGCUCUGUCUGGACGUGCUGGAGGGGGAGGGCCUGGACGCUAUCUACUUCUUUGGCAACGAGACGUCGUCUGGGGGAAACGACUAUGAGAUCUUCAACGACCCGCGGACCAUUGGUUUCACAGUAUACUCACCAGAGGACACAGCCAGGCACUGUCGAGAGAUUUUCUUCAAAGCUCCCGCCAAUGAGUCGUGAUAAAUCAUGCAGCAGGCACUCUCACAGUCAGCUUCCCCUGGGCUCCCCCUGCUGUUCAGGGCAGGUACUAAGAGCACCUGAAGGAGAAGAGGUGGAGAUGGGAGGUAAACCACUACAGAUUUGUUAAGUAAUCAAUGCAUUGUUGUUGUAUAAUAUUAUUCUAACUAGCACUGGACAUAUAAAGGGAUCAUCAGUUAUUCACAUUGGCUGGACUCCCAUGGAAAGUACUAUGAGAUGUGGACAGAUCUGCUUUUUUAAAGGGAUGGUAGCUCAAACAAUGUGAGGAAGUUUACUAAUAUUUUCAGUUUUUUUAUCAUGACUAAGUGUUUCUCUAAGGUUUUAAUGUAAUAUCUGACUAUUUAACAUCUAUCAACCCAGUGGUUUUUGUAGUGUGUCCCUGUAUUUGUAUGUAACAUCAAAUUAACCAUAAUGUCUUAUAGGCCCUCCUGUAAGACAAUCCUCUUUUGUGAAUAUCAUGUGAAGAAUUCUAUACAUUUUGAGUAUAUAAUGUAAAUACCCACUUGUGUUUUGCACUAAUAUUGAUACAGUUAUCUGACUAACUGGGUUUUGGAUCAUUUGUUUUCUUUGUAAAUGUAGGAAGUGACUAGUGUUGUCUUUGAACAAAAUGGAGCAAAACAGGAGAGAGAGAGUUGUUUUGCUCUGUGCCAGUCCACUUUCAGAUUAAUCGCCUAUAGAAAAUCUGCACCCCCUUGAAUUUGUUUCACAUUUUGUUGCGUUACAAAGUCGGAUUGAAAUAGAUUUAAUUGUAAUUGUUUGUCAAGAUUUUUACAAAUGUAAAAACAAAUUAUAACUCAAAUAUAAUUGUUCCUUAAGUAUUCACCCCCUUUGUUUAUCAAGCCUAAAUUAGUUCAGAAGUCAAAUGUGGCUUAACAAAUCACAUAAUAAUUUAUAUGGACUCUCUCUGUGUGAAAUAAUGGGGGUUGAUAUUAUAUAUUUAGGUCUAUUUUUUUAUGACCACCUCUUGCUCUGUCCUCCCAGGGCUUUUCCGAAAGCUUCAGAAAUAAAGGGCAGUGAUUGGUAGAUAGAUAACAAUAACAUAUCAGACAUUGAAUAUAUCUUUAAGCAUGGUAAAGUUAAUAAUUAAGUUGUGGAUGAUGCAUUAAACCACCCAGAGACAUCAAAGAUGCAGUCGUUCUUCUGAACUGAGCUGCAGGACAGGAAGGAAACUGCUUAGGGAUGAGGCCAUUGGGGAUUUUAAAACAACUACAGAGUUCAGUGGCUUAGAUGGGAGAAAACUGAGGAUGGAUCAACAAUAUUGUAGUGACUCCACAAUAAUGACCUAAAUGACAGAGUGCUAAAAAAAUAAUAAAAACACACAGAAUAAAAAUAUUCCAAAACAUGCAACAAAAGUAAUACUGCAAAAAAAACACAGCAAAGGAAUGUAUUUUUUGGCCUAAAUGCAAAGCCUUAUGUUUGGGGCAAAUCCAACACAAUGCAUCACAGAGUAAUUGCCUUCAUGGUAUGGGUAUGCUUGACAUCGGCAAAGACGGGAGUUUUUCAGGAUGAAAACCAAUGGGAUGGAGCUAAGCACAGGCAAAAUCCUACAGGAAAACCUGCUUCAGUCUGCUUUACAUCAGACUCUGGGAGAGAAAUUCAUCUUUCAGCAGGACAAUAACCUACAACACAAAUCUGAAAAUACACUGGAGUAGCUUACCAAGGAGACAAUGAAUGUUCUGGAGUGGCCAAGUUACAGUUUUGACUUAAAUCUGCUUGGAAAUCUAUGGCAAUACUUGAAAAUUGCUAUCUAGCCAUGAUCUACAACAACUUGACAGAGCUUGAAUAAUGGGAAAAUAUUGCAUAAUACAGGUGUGCAAAGCUCUUAUGAAACUUACCCAAGAUGACUCAAAGCUGUAAUCGCUGUCA
Molecule: messenger RNA, 3011 nt
Organism: Oncorhynchus tshawytscha (Chinook salmon)
Lineage: Eukaryota; Metazoa; Chordata; Actinopteri; Salmoniformes; Salmonidae
Product: phosphomannomutase 1-like
Exons: 8
Coding region: 345-1127 (260 amino acids)
Biological process (GO): GDP-mannose biosynthetic process; protein N-linked glycosylation; mannose metabolic process
Cellular component (GO): cytosol
Molecular function (GO): phosphomannomutase activity
Source: RefSeq, a predicted model, not a curated record